Messenger RNA from Musa acuminata AAA Group (dessert banana), 2382 nucleotides. RefSeq lists its product as uncharacterized. The transcript is spliced from 7 exons. Gene Ontology annotation, biological process: protein K48-linked deubiquitination. Lineage: Eukaryota; Viridiplantae; Streptophyta; Magnoliopsida; Zingiberales; Musaceae. Gene Ontology annotation, molecular function: cysteine-type deubiquitinase activity; K48-linked deubiquitinase activity. The record is from RefSeq and is a predicted model, not a curated record. Bases 258 to 2138 code for a protein of 626 amino acids.
CGGUAAUAUUCCAUCUCGACUGCUCCUUUCCUCGCGCGACCUUCUGCGAGUCGGCGAUCCGUCCGGCGCCGAAUUCUCCCUCCUCCCUCAAGGUUUUCGAUUCCGAUCGAGUUUGAUACCAGGCUAUCGCGAGAGAUUUGUUCUAUUGAUCUGUAGGACGCGUCAUCUGUUGAUGGUAGUCUGCCGAUCGAAACCCUAGAUCGCAAUCUGUUAGGUUUCGGCUCUGAUUCGAGGGGUUGGUUGGGGGUGAUCUGUCCAUGGCGGAUCAGGAGGAUGAGGAGCUGCAGAUGGCGCUCCGUAUGAGCCUGCAGAGCUCGCCACCGGAGGCGAAGAGAAGUAAGCAGCGGGAGAUAGCUGAGGAGUCCGUGGAGGCAAGGAACCGGCGGUUACAGCGGGAGCUCAUGGCUUCUGCUGCCGAGAAGAGGAUCAGGGCCGCCGCCGCCGCCGCCACGGGAAAUAAGACUGUUAGCCCCGCAAAGCCGUUGUGCGCGAGAGAGGAGUCGCGGAAUGAGAGUGUUCCGAUGGCCAUCACGACUGCCACAGUAGCGAAGGAGGAGAUGAGCCUUCCGCAGCUGGAGAAGAGCAGGGUUUUAGGUUGUGGGGAGGAGUUAUCGUCGGUUGAUGCCGAGCAGUUGUUUCUUAUGGUGUUCGGAAGUUGCGUGUCAAAGGAUGUUUUGGCACAAUGGAGCAACCAAGGAAUCAGAUUUAGCUCUGACCCGGAAACUUGCAUGGGCUUGGUCCAACACGAGGGAGGUCCUUGUGGUGUGCUGGCUACCAUACAGGCUUAUGUAUUGAAGUAUCUUUUGUUUUUCUUGGAUGAUUUUGGUAAAGUCAAAGUCAAUAAUCCACUUUAUAAUUUAGAUCAGAAGAAAAUUUAUGGAAGUUCAAAUGCAGCAAGCAAUAAUUUUGCAUCUUUUACUGAAGAUAUAAAGGCAAGAGCACUGGUUCACAGUAUCGUUGAAAUAUUAUUUCUAUGUGGAAGUGGGAAACGGGCUGUUAUUGCAACAAUAAAAGUUCAAUGCCAUGAUGUGGAGGGAUCUGAAGCUGAUCAGCAUGAGAUGUUAGCAAAAGCCUUGGAAGGUCUCUCAAUUGCAUCAGCUUCAGAUUUACAGAAAAUUCUGAGAGUUAACACAUACAGCAUACAAGCAACUGCUAUGCAUCAUCUCAUGGAAGUGCUUCCUGUGUUUCGAAAUCGUAUGGGGGCAAUGCUGUUCCUUAUAUCUGCUCUACUGUCACGAGGACUGGAAUCCGUUCAGGAUGAUAGAGAUGAUCCUAGCCUACCACUGGUCACAGCUCCAUUUGGGCAUGCCUCACAGGAAAUUGUGAAUCUUCUGAUUUGUGGACAGGCUGUCCCCAAUGUAUUUGAUGGCCGGAUGGAUCUUGGUGGUGGCAUGUUCUUGAAGGGCAUACCCAUGACUCCGGAGAUUGGAUUCCUUUCACUUCUGGAAUCUCUCAAUCUGUGUAAGGUUGGCCAGCAUCUAAAAUGCCCUAGAUGGCCCAUAUGGGUAGUGGGUAGUGAGUCACACUACACUGUUCUUUUUGCUCUUGAUCCUGCUGUGCAAGAAGAGAACGAGCUGGAAGAGCGAGAGUCAAGGAUUAGAAGAGCAUUUGAUGCCCAGGAUCAGAGUGGAGGGGGAGGCUUUAUCAGUGUUGAAGGAUUUCAUCAAGUUCUCCGGGAGAUGAACAUUAACUUUCCUCCUGAAAGGCUUGACAACCUUUGCAGCUCAGGGUUCAUAGUAUGGAGUGAGUUCUGGCAGGCCUUGCUGGAUCUUGAUAAAGGUUUAGGGGGCUUAAAGGACUCAUCUGGAUUAAUGGGCAAGAAGCAGUUUGAUCUCUACCAUUUUAAUGGGAUUGCAAAAUCAGUCUCCAAUGGUACGUCUGCUGGAGGUGAGAGUCCAUUGCAGAGACCGCGGCUUUGUAAGUUGAGUGUCGUGGUGCCUCCUAGGUGGACCCAAGAAGAGUUUUUGGCUGAUGUGGUGAGUAGCUCAAGCAAUGAUUCCAGCACAAGAGAGACUGGAAUCGUCGAGCUUAAUCAGCCUCCGCAACCUCCUCAGCAUGCACCACUAGUUGACUGCAUUAGAACGCGUUGGCCACGAGCCAUAUGCAGUUGGAUCGGAGAUGCUCCCAGUAUCGUGUAAAGGGAAGUUCCCAUGAAAGGAUAGUCUUUUCCGUACUCCUGCCAUGUUACCUGCUUCAACCUACUUUGCAGCUAGAAAUGUCUGAUUGUGGUGAUUGCUACCAUCAAUUUGUUUAUUUAUGUGGUGUAAUUUUGUCCCAAAACAAAACUGACAUUUGAGGGUUUUUUUUUUUUUUUUUUUACCUUGCCAAAAAGAAUGCUCAAUAUUUUCUCGGCCAUUUGGUAGAGGCUCACAUGUAGCUCAA